Malus domestica (apple) is the source of this 944-nucleotide messenger RNA. RefSeq lists its product as uncharacterized. Gene Ontology annotation, biological process: vacuolar proton-transporting V-type ATPase complex assembly. The record is from RefSeq and is a predicted model, not a curated record. NCBI's taxonomy places the organism in Eukaryota, Viridiplantae, Streptophyta, Magnoliopsida, Rosales, Rosaceae. Gene Ontology annotation, cellular component: endoplasmic reticulum membrane.
AACACCAGACAGAGAAGGAAGAAGAUGUUGUUUCAGGUCGGAGGCCAAGGGACUCGCCCCACCUUCGAUACGAGAGAGCUUGAGAUUUGACAGGAGCCGUCGGGUGUUUGCUUUGUAAUACGGGUAAUAUUUCACCCGUUUCUACGCAUGAGCUCGUUUAAAACACUCACCGUAAGAUUGAUCUCAACGGCUCACAAUUGUACAGCACCUAGCCAGCACCCAAAACACAGGUUUUGCUUCCCCCUUUGCCGAUAUGCAAUUUCUGUAGCAGAAUCGAUUGGAUUGCGCAGCAAAAGCCAAGCUAACACUGGGAAGUCAAAUCGUUUCUAGUUUACUCUCAGUCUCCCGAUCCAAGGCUCUCGCUUGGGUACGCUCCUUCUCGCUCCGUUGUUUUGUCGGUUGAGUAUGUGCACACCAAGUGUUCGAUUUAAUGUCUGUGUGAGAUUGGAGAUAACAAUGGCAGGAGUGAUACAAAAGUUCGUUACUGCAUCAAUGUUUAUGUGGAUAAUUCCCGUUGCAAUAUUAUAUGCGUUCAACAAUAAUUUGCUUCCCGGUGUAAGCGACAUGUCUCCCUAUUCACUCACAUUGUUGAGUGGAUUUCUUGCUGUUAUAUCUGUCAACGUUGUUAUCGCAUUUUACAUAUAUAUGGCAAUGAAAGAACCUUCAGACAAACACAAGCCUGAUCCUGCAUUUCUUGCUGAAGCCGAAGCUAGUGUAAGCAAAUUAAAAGGCGACGCUGAUUCUUCCCAAUCCUCCAAGAAAGAAGGGUAGGAUAUGUGCUGUUCUGCGUUUCAACGGUUGGAAGAACGAGUUCUGAAGUUUGUAUGCGGCUGUCUGCAGUCCGUUUGAUACAUGUCCGCUAGUUUUCGUUUUCUGUCGGAUGCUUUUGAACCUGAGAUGAUAUCAUGCUUGCAAUCACAAGCUUCUUUCUGGUUGUACUUUUA